AUGCCACUCGUCGACCCAGUCACAAUAUCGAGCCCGGGACGGCAAACCACGAAGAAGCCCGCGCCAUCCGCGACUCCUCUGCGACCGGUUAUUCUCUUCGGAAGCCCCAUUGCGAGGACUACCGACGGUGUCCAGCUCCUCCUUGUCGCUGUCUUGUUGAGGCUCCAAUUUAGCAAGCUCGUUGAGGAGCCGGUGCCGACUUUACAAAAUGGCCUUCUAGUCUUUGGCGCGUUACAGGCUCUCUGGGCUGUCUUGUGUUGUCCUCCUGCUGGUCAUCAUCAGAAGAAGCGCGCGGCUAAUCCCGUUACGACUGCGGCUUUGUCACUAGUAUUGACAGCCCUCAUCGUUCCUCUCCUACACAUCAUCUUCGUCCUCUUCGGCGCCCCAUUCCUAACGCACCAGACCGAAACCUUACUCUGCUCCGCAACUCUCGCCAUCCUCUCCGUGUUCCCCGUCUUCUAUGCCCACGGCGUCGACGCCAACGCGUGGAAAUCCAUCUGCGGAUUCAGCGCGCCGCUCGACGAGAUCGUGGGCGGAUUCUGGGGCGGCAUUAUCGGUGCUUGGCUGGGCGCCGUACCGAUCCCUCUCGACUGGGACCGCGAGUGGCAGAAGUGGCCAGUGACUAUUGUGUGUGGGCUUCUUGCUGGGUACGUUGUUGGUCGUCUUGUUGGCGGCUUCGCGACGCUUGAGGCGAAGAAGGGUGAGGGAAGCCGGGCCAAGAAGGAAUGA
This is a messenger RNA of Scedosporium apiospermum, 729 nucleotides long. RefSeq names its product Glycosylphosphatidylinositol anchor biosynthesis protein 11. Gene Ontology annotation, biological process: GPI anchor biosynthetic process. The record is from RefSeq and is a predicted model, not a curated record. The transcript has 2 exons. NCBI's taxonomy places the organism in Eukaryota, Fungi, Ascomycota, Sordariomycetes, Microascales, Microascaceae. Bases 1 to 729 code for a protein of 242 amino acids. Gene Ontology annotation, cellular component: endoplasmic reticulum membrane.